AUGAUGUGGCGUUUCUGUGCAGUCCUAAUAUUCGGAGUCCUAGUAUCGGUGAACGGUCGUCUCAAAAGAAGCAUAGACCUCAUAGCAGCCCAUGGACUGAUAACCCAAGAAAAACUACCAUACGACACCAUGCCCAGCUCGUAUCACCUGUCACUGCAUCCCUUUCCUGCUGAUGGAUAUUUCGAGGGGACGGUCAAAAUAAAUGUUACGGUCCAGCAUAAAGCCCACCAGAUUGUUCUACAUGUACACCCAGACCUGCUUAUUUUGCACUGCAAUGUAACGCAACUGAUGCCACCUGAUGAUGAAAUCAAAAGAACGAACAAUUCCGAUGCUGAGCCCGACUACAGCCCAACACCAGUGAACGUGGAAUCGUCAAGGAAAGUGAAAAGCAAACCGCUCUUCAACAUAAUUCUCCAGAGUCCUGUGAAGACAGGUGCCGUUCUGGAGGUGUUCAUCCGAUUCACCGGGAGGCUCUUCAACGACACUUCAGAGGGUUUGUUCAGGAGCAGCUACGUCGACCCCCUGACCAAGAAGACGAAGUGGUUCGCAGCCACUCACAUGCGACCCAACAUGGCCAGAAGCGUCUUCCCGUGCUACGACGAGCCAGUCUACAGGGUUCCGAUGGUUGUGUCUGUUGCCAGACAUAAGAACAUGACCUCCAUCUCGAACAUGCCUCUCGAGUCAACGACACAGCAUGAAUUGAGGGAAGAGUGGGUUUGGGACACAUUCCAAAGAACUCCUCCGAUGCCAACAUUCGCACUGGGGAUUAUUGUCUCCGAAUUCAGUUACAUGACCUUCAACAUAUCUGAUGAUGAUGACGUUCAUCUGAGAGUCUGGGCACGGCCAGAUUUCAUAACUGCAGUAGAAAAUGUUCCCGAAAAGGUGGAAAAGUCUUUGGGAGUGUUGGAAGAAUUCUGGGGGUGUCCGUUUCCACUACCGAAAUUAGACAUUUUGGCUUUGCCGAAUUACCAAUCAACAAGACCUGCCGAUAGCUGGGGUGUAAUCAUAUUCAAAGAAAGCGAACUGAGUGCACGAGGAUCAUGGCACUUGACCCAUGAGUUGGUGUAUCAAUGGUUGGGAGCGCUAGCUAGUCCAUUCUGGUGGAGUGAUGCCCACAUUAACCAUGCUUUAGUCAGAUACGUCACUGCAUACACUACAAUGAAGCUCAAAGAAAUGAAUGAAACAGAGCCCUUCAACAAUUGGCCGAUGACAAUGCUAUAUUCAAUAUAUUAUGAGUUCAGCAAAAGAUAUCCUCAUGGAAAGAGUACAGCUAUUAAGCAAGAUUCAACAUCUGCUAAGACAGAAUUGAUUUUCAGAAUGCUGAAUUAUACUCUAGGAGAGAAAACUUUCAUUCAUGGAAUGCAGAGAUUCAUGUCAGACAGGCAAUUCAAAACCUUCUUCGGGGACGAUAUUUGGAUGAGUUUGACAGAACAAGCAAGAUUUGACGAAAAACUACCCCAACCGAUAACAGUCAAUGAGAUUGCUGCAUCAUGGAUCACAAAAGACAGAUUACCUGUAGUCACGGUGACAAGAAACUAUAAGGAUAAUACAGCCAGUUUGAGUCAGAGAGUUUAUCUACGAGAACGACCCCAUGACGUGCCAGACCAGGAAAAAUUCCUUUGGUGGAUUCCCGUUGUCCUUAUCAGACAAGAUACCAUGCACUUUGGUAAUACCACUCCAUACACUUGGAUGAGGAAGGAAAGGGAAGUUCAAAUCGAGAACUUACCAGGAAAAGAUUCCUUCAUUAUUGUCAAUCCAGAAGAAAUAGGUCCAUUUCCAGUCAACUAUGAUCCUCACAACUGGGGCUUAUUGGCGAAAUAUUUGUGCUCAGAGAAUCGAACAAAGAUUCCAGUAACAACAAGAGCUAAACUGUUGCAUGAUGCUUGGAACCUCGCAUACGCUGGAGAUCUCAGUUUCGCCACAGCUUUGAACAUGACACUGUUCUUGAAACAUGAAAGGGAGUACUUGGCUUGGGAUCCAGUAUUCACUUUGAUUGACCACAUCGGUAGACAUAUCGACAGUUCCUCAGUCCACAAGAAAUUCCAGACUUACGUGAGAAUAUUAUUGACACCACUGUAUGAAGAGCUGGGGAACGAACCAAAAGAGGGCGAGAGUGACGGAAUAGCUCAUCUGAGAAGUUCUUCGAAGGUAUUCUUGUGCCAGGCUGGAUACAAGCCAUGCAUCGAGGAAGCACAAGAGGCUUUCAAGAAGUGGAUGGAAUCACCAGACCCGGAUGAGGGAAACCCUGUGGCCAAUCAAUACAUAUGCCCCGUCUUCAAAUGGGGAACGCUCAGGGAAUGGGAAUUCGGCCUGGAGCGCGUUAUCAAAUUUCCAGCUUCGAGGAAGCCCAGCGAACGCACCUACUUAUUGAAGACCCUAGCCGGAUGUCCGAAUGAUGCCAACAAGAUAGAGAAGCUGCUGAACAUAACGGUUCUGGAGCAGAAUGGAAACUUCACGGAUAACGAUAUUUAUUUAAUAUUCAGCAUGCUCACUGGGGGCGCCAAUGGAUACACCAGCCUGUUCAAUUUCCUUAGGAAGAACUGGGACACCAUCAAAAUCAGAUUUGAAGAGAAACCACACUUAUGGAACAGUCUCAUAACCUCGGCUACCACAGUCUUCAAAACUCAAGAGGGUUUGGAUUUGGUAUCCGAACUUUAUGUGGAAAGGCAGACAGAAUUCGGGACUGCAGAUUUUGUAAUCGAAAAGGCUUUGAGAAAUAUCAAAGAAGAAACAAAAUGGAGCAACGAUAAUCUUCCAGUAAUCGAAAAAUGGCUGGACCAGUACAUAAUAAUGAAUGAUAAGAGUGUUUAG
Molecule: messenger RNA, 2811 nt
Organism: Phaedon cochleariae (mustard beetle)
Lineage: Eukaryota; Metazoa; Arthropoda; Insecta; Coleoptera; Chrysomelidae
Source: the annotation of a GenBank genome assembly